GGGUAAGGUGUAGAAUUGAGACCUAAACCUACUAAACUUGCAAGAAAAGUGAAAGAAAAAAACAAACAAAAGAAUUAGCAAGAACAAAUGUCUGAUGAAAGCUGUGGGAUCAUUCAGACGAACACAUAAAGAAACAGUAAAUCACCCACUUUUUUUUUCAUUAAUGUGAAGUCAUGGCAUUGUGUGCUAAAAGGAUUUCAUGUGGAGAGAGAGGCAGAGGAAGACUUAGUCCCACCACUUCACCCCUCCUCUGCCAGCACACAUCUGCUGCUGAGGAGAUGGGACACUGAUCCAAAGAGGAGCGUUUUUAAUGCUUUGGAGAUCACUCUGCAUAGCAUGGCUGACAUCAUCAGUGUGUUGUGAGAGGGAAAGUGGACGAAAAUCUCCAGCUGGAGAGUAUUUAUGUUUACCUUCUCUUUGGUUGAGCUGCUGCUUUCUCUUAAACUUGGGGUGAUGUCCCAGUGCUGGUGCAGGCAGGUCCUGCUCGGGGUAGAACUGGGCAUGCUGGUGGCGGUCCUGGUGGCCGGCAGCGCAGGACAGAUCCACGACAGGAGGGAGGCAGGGUCGUCCUGCUACGGAGGAUUUGACCUGUACUUUGUUUUGGACAAACACAGGUGCAAACAUCAUUCAAGAUGAUCUCCAGAGGCAUUGAUGGGCUACUACUUGCAUGGAAAAUAUGUGCUACUCUACUACAACCAGAAGGUCUGGCAGUGUGCAAUAUUACUGGAACGAGAUAUAUUACUUUGUUGACCACCUGGCUCACAAGUUUAUCAGUCCUCAGCUGCGGAUGUCUUUUAUUGUAUUUUCAACAGAAGGACGGACUCUCAUGGCACUAACAGAAGACAGAGAGCAGAUUCGGGCCGGACUGGAGGAGCUAAGGAUGGUGCAGCCAGGUGGAGACACCUUCAUGCACAGAGGUUUUCAAAGAGCCAGUGAGCAAAUAUACUAUGGGACUGGAGAUGGUUACCGGACAGCCAGUGUUAUCAUUGCCCUGACGGACGGUGAACUGAGAGAAAAUCAGUUUGACCUGGCACAAAGAGAGGCCAGCAGAGCGCGCCAGUUGGGCGCCACUGUGUACUGUGUGGGAGUAAAAGACUUCAAUGAAACCCAGCUUUCAACAAUAGCUGACAGUAAGGACCAUGUCUUCCCUGUGAAUGAUGGAUUUCAGGCGCUACAAGGGGUCAUUGACUCGAUCCUGAAGAGAUCCUGCAUUGAGAUCCUGGCUGUAGAGCCCUCCAGCAUCUGUGAAGGAGAAUCCUUCCAGGUGGUAGUCAAAGGAAAUGGUUUCCUUCACGCCCGAGACGUACAGAAAGUUCUCUGCAGCUUUCGUAUCAAUGACACAGUUACUUUGAUGAAAAGGCCUUUGGUGGUGAAAGAUACCUACCUUUUGUGCCCAGCUCCUGUUCUGGAAAAAGAGGGAACGUCUGCCACUCUCCACGUCAGCAUGAAUAAUGGCCUGAGCUUCAUAUCAAGCUCCGUAACAAUUACCGCAGUCACUUGUUCUGAUGGGACCUUUGUGGCCAUAGCUCUGCUCAUCCUGCUGCUCCUGCUCACCAUCACUCUGCUGUGGUGGUUCUGGCCUCUCUGCUGCACCGUGGUCAUUCAUGAGCCACCUCCUCCAGUAAUAGAGGACAUCUCUGAUGAUGAGGAUGGUUUUCCCAAGAAGAGGUGGCCCACAGUGGAUGCCUCAUACUAUGGAGGGCGUGGAGUCGGAGGCAUCAAGAGAAUGGAGGUCCGAUGGGGAGAUAAAGGCUCAACUGAAGAAGGAGCCAAACUGGAAAAAGCUAAAAAUGCUCGUGUUGUGAUGCCAGCGGAAGAGUUUGAUCCACCACGUCCUUACUAUACCAUGCACAAAUCUAUCCGCCCCCAGAAGUGGUACUCUCCCAUCAAGGGCAAACUGGAUGCUUUGUGUGUAUUCCUGAGAAAAGGCUAUGACAGAGUGUCUGUGAUGCGACCUCAUCCUGGAGACAAGGGCAGGUGCAUAACUUUCACCCGAAGCACACCCUACCCUUCUCCUCGCUAUCCCAUCUACAACCAUCCCUCCACGCCUGUCUACACUUUGCCCCACAGCUACCAGCGUCGUCCGUCAGACGACAGCCACCUCUUCCAUUUGCCCCCUUCGCCAACUUCAACGCUCCCCCCUCUUCCGUCCACUCCUCCCCCAUCCACUCCUCCCCCGUCCUCCACCACUCCACCCAUGUACACACCACCUCCAAACAGAGCCCUGCCCCCAGCCAACAUGAGCCCAGUCUCUGCACCCCCAUCUCCAACUGGCUCCCUACCGCCUCCACCUCUGGGUCCACCCCCAUGUAGAGCACCUCCUCCGUCACGCCCUCCUCCACGCCCCAGUCAUGAGAACCACUGAAAAUGGUUAUAGACCAAAAAGUUGAGGAGGAGGAUCCAAGCUCAGGAUGGAAACCUCAAAAGACCUUCUCACUGUGCCUGAGUGUAAUUAAGUCCAAACAGAACUACAAUGACUAUAUAAUGCUGGUGAUUCAACACCUGCACAGUGAAAACUUUCAAUUAAGUCUGUUUUCCUCAACAAGUGGCUCACGCAUGAUGUGCCAUGAACUAUGACUUUUUAUUUUAAGUCUAGAAAGUGAAUAUUUAGUGUAGCAAGCGCAGCUUUGCCUAUUAAACGCUAUUGGAGCUAAGCAAUUUAUUCAUUUUUUGGAAUGUCUGUAUGGUAAAUACAGAGCUAAAGCUGAGUAAGUGACUGCACCCAGACAAGAAAUAGUUCCAGUGUGUCACAUCCCGUUAAACUACAACUUGUCAUUUUUACAUGCUUGUUUGUGUAUGGAUUUAACAAACGAGGUAUAAUGUGUUACUUAGUGAGUUUGGAAGGGGGUUUGUAGGGAGAUCUUUAAAAACUUUUUCAGUGUAGAGACAGGAGAGUGUAUUUUCCAAAAUGUCAAACUAUUCCUUGAACAUUUAUACAUUAAUGAAAUGCACAUCUCACAUUCCCUGCAGAGACAAGCCCAAUGAAUGCUAUUAAUAAGAUACCUUUAAAAAAAAAUCUAUAAUGAAAUACAAGUUACACCUUAAUUAUGAUCUCAAGCAUUUCUGUCGAAAAUUAUCAACAUGGAAAUAAAUCCUAAAGUUAAAAACCAGAGACUUUAAUCUGUAAAACUGUCUGCAAGAAGCUCUUAAAACACAAGAGUUACAUCUUUGGCAGUGUGUGAGGAUGACUGCCAGGAGCUAUUGAAGUUAUGUAACACUGACAAAUGUGACCUCUGGAAGAUCACCCUGGGACUGAUUUAGUAGCCAGAAUGGCAGACUGCAGUUUUUGAGUCUUGUGAUUAGAUGUUUUCAUACCAAUAUGAUGUGCAAUAGAUAAGUUAAAAAGUUGUUUUUCCCUUUUUUGCUCCACUCAUCAUGACUCCUCAUCGUCAGAGGCUUUAUCAGAUCUAUGAUGGAUGUACUGACUAUAACACAACUGAUGUUUUUUAAUACUGAGCUCAGUCACAGGUGCUCAGCUUGAUGCUGGUUAGUGAUGCCAGAUUAGGACUUUAAAGGCGCUACACAUCUGUGGUUCACCUCCACAGGUGUUCUUCUGCCUUCAAUGUGCGUACAGCUAUGCAGCUAACACACUUCCAAUAAAAGUUGAAGACAGCA
Messenger RNA from Siniperca chuatsi (mandarin fish), 3615 nucleotides. Its product is annotated as anthrax toxin receptor 1-like. NCBI's taxonomy places the organism in Eukaryota, Metazoa, Chordata, Actinopteri, Centrarchiformes, Sinipercidae. The record is from RefSeq and is a predicted model, not a curated record. The transcript is spliced from 19 exons. Bases 668 to 2365 code for a protein of 565 amino acids. Gene Ontology annotation, molecular function: signaling receptor activity. Gene Ontology annotation, cellular component: membrane.